AUGGGCGAGGAGCAGAGCACGGUGAGCAGCGGCGGGCCGCAGGAGGCGCGGGCCCCCGCGGGCGGCGCCACGGGCCCCCCCGGGCCCCCGAGGCCGCGGGCGGACAGCGCCGGGGCGCCGGGGCCGCGCGCCGCCUCCGCGGAGCCGGGCGGCGGUGGCUGCGGAAGCGACUCCGGCUGCGCGGACACCGGCUGCGCGGACACCGGCGUCCCGGCGCCCGCGAGGAGCCGGGGGGCCCCGGACGCGAGGAAGAGCCGAGCGCCCGCGCAGCCCGCGGGACUGGCACUCACGGGUCCCCUCAACCCCCGGACUUUGCAACAGCAGCUGGAAGAGGAGGAGGGAGCCGAGGGCCGGGGAGAGGGAGGGCGUGAACUGCAGGAUGUGCCCCCGGGCGAAGAGCCGGAGCCCGGGACCCGCGUAGGGGCCGCGGACGAACUGGUCCUGGACGUGCUGGGUCAGCGGCGUCCCAUCCCCGCCAAGAGACAAGUCUUUUGCUCCGUGUUCUGCGUGGAGAACGACCUGCCCGAGGCCCCCACCGCGGAGCAGCCGUCGCCGCCCGCAUCUUCACCUCGGGCUCCGCCGGUGACGAACGCCCCCAGCACCCCCACCUCCAUCCCCAGCCCCCGGCUGUCCCUCCCGACGGAUCCCCUGUCCCCCGACGGCGGCAGCAUCGAGCUGGAGUUCUACCUGGCGCCCGAGCCCUUCUCCGUGCCCAGCCUGUUGGGAGCUCCACCCUACUCCGACCUGGGUGGGGUAGGGGAUGCCUAUGUGCCCCUCAUGGUGCUGAUGUGCCGGGUGUGCCUGGAAGACAAGCCCAUCAAGCCCUUGCCCUGCUGCAAGAAGGCCGUGUGCGAGGAGUGCCUCAAAGUCUACCUGAGCUCCCAGGUACAGCUUGGCCAAGUAGAAAUCAAAUGCCCCAUCACGGAGUGUUUUGAAUUCCUGGAAGAAAGAACAAUUACCUAUAACUUAACACAUGAAGAUUCCAUCAAAUAUAAGUACUUCUUGGAACUUGGCCGUAUUGAUUCCAGCACCAAGCCAUGUCCUCAGUGCAAGCACUUUACAACCUUCAAGAAAAAAGGACAUAUUCCCACCCCUUCCAGAUCAGAAAGCAAAUACAAAAUCCAGUGCCCCACUUGCCAAUUCGUCUGGUGUUUUAAGUGCCACUCUCCUUGGCAUGAAGGUGUUAACUGCAAAGAGUACAAGAAAGGAGACAAGUUGUUGCGUCACUGGGCCAGCGAAAUUGAGCAUGGGCAGAGGAACGCCCAAAAGUGUCCAAAGUGCAAGAUCCACAUCCAGAGAACUGAAGGAUGUGACCAUAUGACCUGCUCACAAUGUAACACUAAUUUUUGUUAUCGAUGUGGGGAAAGAUACCGCCAGCUCCGGUUCUUUGGAGACCACACCUCAAACCUCAGUAUAUUUGGAUGCAAAUAUCGCUACCUCCCAGAGAGACCUCAUCUAAGGAGAUUAGUGCGAGGGUCCGUCUGUGCUGGAAAAUUAUUCGUUGCACCUCUAAUCCUGGUCUUGGGAUUAGCACUAGGGGCCAUAGCGGUUGUAAUCGGUUUAUUUGUAUUUCCUAUCUAUUGCCUUUGUAAAAAACAGAGAAAACGAUCACGGACAGGAAUGCACUGGUAAAAUGCAGAAUGGUUUCCUGUAACUAUGCCGGUCUGGGUAGGAGCCACACAGGAUGGCACACCGUCUGAGAGUCCCGUCUUGAAACACACUGUGUCCAGUCUUCCCGUGGCUCUCUACAGGCCACGGUGCCUCUAGCUCCGGUGCGCUCCCUACAUGGUAUCCUGUCCUUUCCUUAUACAGUUUGCUGCUGUUAAAAAAUGGUCACUUUCAUAGACUAUAAAUAUCUGUAUCAUAACUCCGACCUUCUUACUGGUUCUUGGAAGAAAAUAUUUUAAUUAAGAACCGUAUCCUCAGAAUUGUCUUAGCAUGACUCUCCCGAGCACUGUUUGGACUGUCUUUGUACCUGACCCCCCUUCCAGGCCCUCUUCUGAGACUUGGUAUGAAAAGUGGAAGUCAUCCCACCUGUACCAAUAAGCAAGGCCACUUUUCAGAAGAUAAUGGUCUGCCAUAUGUACCUGUUUUUAUCUGUGGCCCAAGCAAUGUAAUUCCUUCAUCCUUCAGAUGCUAUAAUUGUUAAAAAUCUCAAUGCCCAAGAGGGAACGAAUGAAACGAAACUAAUGAGAAGAAUCAUGGGUUGCUGAAGUGUAUAUGUGUGGGGGUGUGAAUGUGUGUGUAUAAUAAGUAUCUGUAUUAAAACUAGGUCCAAUAACCUUGUACUUGUCAAGUUCCAUGCUUCUACACUAUUUUUCCAGACUUUCAUAGACAUAUUUAAAGAUAAUCGUUCCUUCAUGGGCAUAUUUUGGGAAUGUACUGAAUUAAAGUCAAUGUAGACAACAGGCUACUUUGAUGUUGACCCUUUCUAUUCCUUGCUCUCUCUCUCUUUGUCUCACACACAUGCACACACACCAGAAAUUUGUGCAGUGUCACCUCGAGGAUCAUCAAAC
This is a messenger RNA of Hyaena hyaena (striped hyena), 2516 nucleotides long. It is a transcript of the gene RNF217, whose product is annotated as ring finger protein 217. Gene Ontology annotation, molecular function: ubiquitin conjugating enzyme binding; ubiquitin protein ligase activity; zinc ion binding. The transcript is spliced from 6 exons. Gene Ontology annotation, cellular component: cytoplasm; ubiquitin ligase complex. The coding region runs from base 1 to 1632 and encodes 543 amino acids. Gene Ontology annotation, biological process: protein polyubiquitination; ubiquitin-dependent protein catabolic process; positive regulation of proteasomal ubiquitin-dependent protein catabolic process. The record is from RefSeq and is a predicted model, not a curated record. Lineage: Eukaryota; Metazoa; Chordata; Mammalia; Carnivora; Hyaenidae.